CUGAAAGCUUUAUGCUAUAAAAACAUUCAUAAUACUUUUCAAUGCUUUUAUAAGCCUUGUUUUGUACAUUAGUUUUAUAAUCUCCAAGUUUAUCGAGAGCAUCGGCAAAGAAUCAACUAUGGCAGUGUUUGUCAUGAUUGUGCUCCUGGCCAGCUUUGUGACUUCCAUUAGAUCUCAUUCAUGUCACCAUGCUUGCAAGAGCUCCAAUGAAACAAGGAUGAUGAGCUAUCAAGAUCAAGGAGACAAUAUUUAUAGCCUAGUCCUUGAACAGCCACAAGGAUUAAACUAUGCAAAUCCAAAAAAAUUCAUAAGUAAUAAAACACAAGGAGCACCAGCUUGGACUAUCCACGGACUGUGGUUGUCUCAAAAUGGAGAAAGCAAAAACUGCUGUACAACAUUGGGCCCACUUGAUCUCAACAAUAUAUCAGAAGAUGUGCACUCCGAAAUGAAGACCUUGUGGAUGUCUCUGACUAAGAGAAAAGAUAAAGGCUUCUGGUCACAUGAAUGGUGCAAGCAUGGCAAUUGUGUUGCAAACACACUUACAUCAAAAGACAACCCAACAAAUGCAUAUUUCAGUCAGACUCUUGAGUUGUACCAUAAGCAUGACGUUAAAGAAAUACUUGACAAGAAUGGCAUCACACCAGGGAAUCCAUAUAAGGGCACUGAAAUAAUCGACGCAAUUCGUGAUGAGAUUAAUGUCACUCCACAAAUUUUUUGUGACAGGAGCAAGGAUCAGGGCCAGCAAGUAUUGAUAGAGCUCAUGCUGUGUUUUAGUGGCACAGAUUUGACUCCAGCUGACUGCCCCGAAGGAAUUGGAUACGGGCGAAAUGAGGAAUGUGGUGAUAAAGUUAUGUACUACCCAACAAAAUUUCAACAAGAUUAACUCUCCCCUUAAAGAAUUGAUCCCCCUUCAAUUGUGUGCUGAAACAGUACUUUUUUAUAUUAGAAAUAGAUGUAGAUAAUGUCAUUUUUGUCUUUAAUUAUUAAAAUCAACAUAAA
Messenger RNA from Amphimedon queenslandica, 999 nucleotides. RefSeq names its product ribonuclease Oy-like. Gene Ontology annotation, molecular function: ribonuclease T2 activity; RNA binding. Gene Ontology annotation, cellular component: extracellular region. Bases 119 to 883 code for a protein of 254 amino acids. The record is from RefSeq and is a predicted model, not a curated record. Gene Ontology annotation, biological process: RNA catabolic process. The transcript has 7 exons. Lineage: Eukaryota; Metazoa; Porifera; Demospongiae; Haplosclerida; Niphatidae.